Magnolia sinica is the source of this 1791-nucleotide messenger RNA. Its product is annotated as 26S proteasome non-ATPase regulatory subunit 13 homolog B-like. Gene Ontology annotation, molecular function: structural molecule activity. Bases 225 to 1385 code for a protein of 386 amino acids. Lineage: Eukaryota; Viridiplantae; Streptophyta; Magnoliopsida; Magnoliales; Magnoliaceae. Gene Ontology annotation, biological process: ubiquitin-dependent protein catabolic process. The transcript is spliced from 6 exons. Gene Ontology annotation, cellular component: nucleus; proteasome regulatory particle, lid subcomplex; cytosol. The record is from RefSeq and is a predicted model, not a curated record.
CAAGCCAUGCUUCUCAUUUCAACCCCUCGCCGGAAGAGAGAGAGAGAGAAGAAAACAGAGACUCCUGAAAGGUAGAAGAAAACGAAAGAAGAGAAAGGAACCGAGGGUUUUAGGUUUUCUUCUCAAAACCAAAAAACCGCGCUCUCUCUCUUUCUCUCUGCAAAUCUCAUCAUCUCCUGAAUUUUCCUGCAUUUCAAGCAAGAUCGUCUGCAGAUAAUCCGUCCAUGGCGGCUCUGAAAUACCUGGAAUCGCAGAGGGAUGCCCAGCCGGAGCUCGCCGAGUGGUACAAUUCUCUUGCAGAUCUCUAUCAGAAGAAGCUAUGGCACCAGCUCACCCUUAAGCUCGAGCAGUUCGUCGCCCUCACCGUCUUUCAGGCUGGUGAUGCUCUCAUACAAUUAUAUAAUAAUUUUAUCAGCGAGUUUGAGACGAAGAUCAAUCUCCUAAAGCUUGCACAUUUCGCAGUCAUAGUUUCCAGACAGUAUUCAGAAAAGGAAGUUGCCAUUGCUUAUCUUGAUGGGGUGAUUGACAAGCUUCUUGCUGCUAGGGAAUUGCGGGUAGAGGAGCCGAUCCUCUAUGUGAAGAUGCAAAUGGCAGCAUUCAAACUUGAGAUGGGAGACCAGAAAGAGUGCAAGAAACUUCUGGAAAAUGGAAAGACUACACUGGAUAGCAUGACUGAUAUUGAUCCUUCUGUUUAUGCGAGCUACCAUUGGAUCUCCUCUCAGUACCAUAAAUCCCGUCAGGAGUUUGCAGAGUUCUAUAAAUGUGCACUUCUGUAUUUGGCUUACACAACAGUUGAAACUCUUUCAGAUUCUUUUAAGCUGGACUUGGCAUUUGACCUGUCCCUUUCUGCACUACUGGGAGAUAACAUCUACAACUUUGGUGAACUGCUAGCUCACCCAAUUAUAAAAAGUCUUUUGGGGACGAAAGUGGAGUGGCUUUAUUAUAUACUUCAGGCAUUUAAUGCUGGUGAUUUGGUUCGUUAUCAAGAACUCUGCCAUGUCCAUAGCGCUGCUCUUAGUGCACAGCCAGCGUUAGUUGAGAAUGAGAAGAAAUUACUGGAGAAAAUUAACAUUCUUUGUUUGAUGGAAAUCAUCUUCAGUCGCCCCUCAGAAGAUCGAACAAUUCCAUUAAAUAUCAUUGCAGAAUGCACUAAACUGUCUAUAGAAGACGUGGAGUAUCUUCUCAUGAAAAGCCUCUCUGUUCAUCUCAUUGAGGGCAUAAUCGAUCAAGUUGAAGGAACGGUUCAUGUUUCAUGGGUGCAGCCGAGGGUUUUGGGGAUACCCCAGAUCAAAUCGUUGUGCAGUCGGUUGGAUAACUGGGUGGAGAAGGUGCACACUGCUUUGCUAUCUGUUGAGGCGGAAAUCCCUGAUCUAGUAGCAUCGUGAUUUGUGAAUCUUGGCACCUAGUUUUCUGUCCCCUGUAACAAUCUACGGCUCCAAGGUAGCAAUGAAAAGGAAACUGCAGCUCCGAGUUGAGGUCCUUUCUGUAUUUUCUUGUCUGAUUCUUAUAUUUUUGUGGAAAGGGCUGCUUUGAUGCCUGACUGCGAGGCCUGUAUUUUUUUAAAAAAAUUUCAUAAUUUCUUCUAAAAUUGCUGUUGGAUCUUGAGGUCACUGAGUAGUGGAUUGCGAAUUGGCAGAUUCGAACGACUGUUUUCUGCUUUGCUUCCAUGAACCAUUAGGUGGUAUGUCGCAGGUAGUGUGUCCCACCUUUCAAAAAAGGGUGGUCUAAACUGAAAAGAGGGCAUUUAACAUUAAGAUAAUAUCUGCUGUUAUGGAAUGAUGGUUUCUUGAA